This is a messenger RNA of Trichosurus vulpecula (common brushtail), 1756 nucleotides long. It is a transcript of the gene MEAK7, whose product is annotated as MTOR associated protein, eak-7 homolog. The record is from RefSeq and is a predicted model, not a curated record. The transcript is spliced from 10 exons. NCBI's taxonomy places the organism in Eukaryota, Metazoa, Chordata, Mammalia, Diprotodontia, Phalangeridae. Gene Ontology annotation, biological process: TOR signaling. The coding region runs from base 291 to 1673 and encodes 460 amino acids.
AGGUAACGAGGGGCGGGGAGCGGUGUAUGGGUCACGCAGUCUGUCCCGUGGCGCCUGGAGGGGCGGCUGCAUGGGGCGAGGAGGGCCCCCGUGGCCCGGCGCCGCCGUCAGGGACGGAAAGCCGAACACCGGAGCGCGGGCGCCGCUGGCCGGGCCCGAGGACUCCGCUUGAGGCUUCAGGUGGAUAGGCCCUCCGUCACCUUUUUCGCUGGAAUGUCACAUCACUGAACAUUCCCUGUCCCCACCCCCCCAAUUGUUUUGUCUGGAUUCUGUCACACAAGUAAGAAAAGAUGGGGAAUAAGCAAACAAAUUGCCGUCGCAGUCACUUUUCUCGGUUUCUACCUGAAGAACAGGCUGAGAUUGAUGGAUUGUUUGCUGCCAUAACAGGGGGUUUGGAGAUGAUAACCUGUGGAAAGAACAGAAAACCUUUCCCAAUCCCUAUGUCUUUGAAACUGUUACAGGCUUACCUUGGGGAUGCCUUACCAGAGAAAAUGACAAUCAGGCUUUAUGAAGGAAUGAGGAAUAUUGACCUGAUGGAGACUAACGUGGGUCCCACUGAAUACGUCAUCAAAGAACAGUUUGUAAUUUUUAUGUCAGAGCUAUUGAAAGGAAGUGCAGGGGAGAAGAGCAACAUGAUCAUGAAGAUGUUACAUGUGCCUGUUGAAAACGUGAAGGCCAGUCAUAUUCGCGAGUUUACAGAGGAUCUUAUUACCUCUGUGGUACAUGUGCUGGACUACAGAAAUGAACUGAAAGGCUGGAAUGUGAAGAAAAGUCAGGAUUUUUGCUCCGGUGUGAAGGCAUUGGCUAUUCAACUGCUCUCAGCACUGAAACGAGGCUCCCCAGUUGAAGAUACCGACAAAGACAAUUUUUUCUGUGACAGCAAUAUGAUCGAAGACUGGCUGCUUAAAGUGCCCCAGAUCUCCACAUUCUUAAAUGUGGUUGUCAGGCGAGGAUUCCUUGUUUUGCAUUCUCACGCAGAGCUUGCCAGUUUCAUCCCAGAGUGUAAAGAUGGCAAAGAAUUCAUGAGCCUUUUUAAUAUUCCUGCCAUUGUUUAUAUCAACUCCUGCCUCCCUACAAAGCUACAGCACACAUGGAAACUCAUUUUUUCUUCUCAAAUUCAUGGCUACAACUUUGCAAAACUUUGUGGGAAUAUUGUAGGCAGAGGUCCCUGCUUAUUAGUGGUAAAGGACAGGGAUGGCUAUAUAUUUGGUGGCUUUUCAUCUCACUCCUGGGCAGUCAAGGGCCAGUUUCAAGGGGACUGUAGAUCCUUCCUGUUUACCAUUUCCCCCAACAUUGCUGUAUACACAUACAGUGGAUACAACGAUCAUUAUAUGUAUUUGAAUUAUGGACAACAAACUAUACCAAAUGGAUUGGGCAUGGGAGGUCAGUUUGAUUACUUUGGGCUUUGGAUUGAUUAUGAUUUUGGGAAAGGACACAGCAGAGCAAAUCCUAGAUGUACUACUUAUAACAGCCCUCAGCUAUCAGCCAGGGAAAAUUUUGAGUUGGAUACCCUAGAGGUAUGGGCGGUUGGAGAUUUUGCAAAGGAGAAGACAAGACCUGACAAGAAGACUGUUCUGGACAAUAACACUGAGGUGCAAUGCUUGUUAGAAAUGAUUGGGAAAACUCAUCACAGUGAAGGACUCCGAGAUACAUGUGAUGACAAGGAAACAUAAGAAUAAGAUGGAAAAACUGAGACCUAUAGAAGGGAAAUGCCAAUGAGGUACAAGACUGCAAUGUAAUAAACUGGUAAUGUAGA